GACAUCGACGAGAAGCUGGCGCAAGCGGUCGACGGCGUCCGUUUCGUCGACUGCGACGCCGGCCUCGGCUUCCAUCCAUUGCAGGUGAUCGACCGCAGCGCGCGGCGCGCCCACCUGGAUGUUGCGGCCGAGAUGCGCGACACUCACACCGCGAUCUACCGGAAGCCGGAGACUGUCCAGGGGCGAGCGGAGAUGCGCAACCGCCGUCAAGAAAGCUUCGUCGAGGCGGGAUGGGGUGCAGACGGGGCGCCCGUCGGCGCUGCCGAGCCGCCGUUCGUUCGUUUCGUCGAGCUCCUGCGCGCGGACCCCAAGCCGGACCGCGGGCUGCGCACCCUGCUCGCGCGCCUGAACGAGCUCGACGACUACGGGUUCUUCGACCUCCAGGAAUCGCACCGCAGCCUGUGGGAGCACGAGGAGCCGACCGUGAUCCGCGUUCACACGACGCAGAACGAGAACCUGCAACGCGCCUUCGCGGCGCUGGUGUUCUACGGCCUGUACAAGGACAUGUUCCGGCGCGGCCUGCGCGAUCGGAUCACCCACGCGGUGAUCUUCGACGAAGCGCACCGCGCCGCGCGCCUGAAGCUGAUCCCGGCGAUGGCGAGAGAGUGCCGCAAGUACGGCAUCUCACUGGUGCUCGCCUCCCAGGAGGCGCGCGACUUCGACAGCUCGGUGUUCUCGGCGAUCGCCAACUACCUGGUGCUGCGCCUGACACCGAGGCGGACGCCCGCUUCCUGGUACCGAACGUUGCGACCUCGCAGCAGGAACGGGCGUUGA
Geodia barretti is the source of this 774-nucleotide messenger RNA. The record is from the annotation of a GenBank genome assembly. Lineage: Eukaryota; Metazoa; Porifera; Demospongiae; Tetractinellida; Geodiidae.